AUGAACUCUACAUUCAGGCUAGAGGGCCGCUGCUUGUCAAUCGGCGUCACGGCCUGUUGCGGACUGGCAUUUAUGCUGUUUGGAUAUGAUGAAGGAAUUUUCGGUGGUAUCCUCUCCAACCCCGCGUUCCAGCAACAGUUCAACCAUCCCGAUACCAUCAUUCAGGGCCAAAUCGUCUCUACAUAUGUGCUUGGUUGUGUCGUUGGGGCUUUUCUUGCAAUGGGCUUGGGCGACAGACUUGGUAGACGACGGUCGAUUAUCUUGGCCUGCACAUUCCUCACAAUCGGCGGUAUUCUUCAGGCUUCUGCCUAUACCCUUCCUCAUUUAAUCAUUGGUCGUGUUGUUGCGGGACUCGGGGUUGGUAUGAACACCACGACAGUGCCCAUGUGGCAGAGUGAGACCUGCAAGCCUGAGUUACGGGGCAAGCUGAUGUCUAUACAACUCACACACCUGGUGUCUGGCUUCGUGCUUGCAAACUGGAUCAACUUUGGAUUCACAUAUAUUCCCGAUCACCAAGUUAGCUGGCGUUUCCCUCUUGGUUUUCAGUCAAUACUUUCUAUCCUUACAGCAGCGAUGAUUCCUUUGAUGGUAGAGUCUCCCCGCUGGCUUUGUUUAAGGGGGAAAUCCAGUGCUGCAAAAGCGGCUAUCGCACGACUCCUAGCCAAGCCGGAAUCUGACACUGAAGUAUGGACGGCGCUUCGGUCAAUUGAAGAAACGGUAGCACAUGAGACAGAAUCUCAGCAAUCUGGAUGGCGCGCCGUAUUCAGUAACGGCCCUCAACAAAUAUUCCGUCGAAUUGCGCUAGGAGCAGGGGUGAACUUUAUGCAGCAAUUUGGUGGUAUAAAUGUUGUCGCUUACUAUCUGCCUGUUGUUCUGAAACAGUCAUUUGGGUUUAGCGACCGAAUGGCUCUGGUUUUAUCUGCUGUAGAUUCCAUGCAGUGGAUGUUCUGGGCCGGGAUGGCUGUCUUCGUCAUUGACAGAAUCGGUCGCCGUCGACUCCUGAUUUAUGGCUCUGCGGGGCAAUGCCUCUGCUUUGCUAUAGCUGCACUUGGUCUCGGGAUCGGCACCCACGCUCUCAAUGGUGUUGCUGUGGCAUUCAUCUUCCUCUACUACUUUUUCUUCGGUCUCUCAUUCUUGGUGAUACCAUUUAUGUAUCCAGCAGAAAUCAACUCACAUCACACGCGAAACCUUGGAAGUGCCAUCGCUAUGGUCACGAAUUGGCUCGGUGUCUAUGUUAUCGUUUCUGUCACACCAGCUGGGAUCGAGAACCUAGGGUGGAAAUUUUAUUUGGUGUUUGCUGUGACAAAUUUCGUUUUUACCCCCAUUUGCUGGUACUUUUACGUUGAGACAGCUGGACUAUCUUUGGAGGAGAUUGAUAAACUUUUCGAGGUCAAGUACUACGGCGACAAGUCUAUGACCUAUCAGGAGGCCGCUGAAACAGCAAAAAUCGCGCUUUUUGCAGCACAGGUUGAGCAUGUGGAAAAGCAUAAAGGUUAA
Molecule: messenger RNA, 1497 nt
Organism: Penicillium soppii
Lineage: Eukaryota; Fungi; Ascomycota; Eurotiomycetes; Eurotiales; Aspergillaceae
Exons: 3
Coding region: 1-1497 (498 amino acids)
Biological process (GO): transmembrane transport; carbohydrate transport
Cellular component (GO): membrane
Molecular function (GO): carbohydrate:proton symporter activity
Source: RefSeq, a predicted model, not a curated record